Messenger RNA from Ricinus communis (castor bean), 812 nucleotides. Its product is annotated as extracellular ribonuclease LE. The record is from RefSeq and is a predicted model, not a curated record. The transcript is spliced from 4 exons. Bases 25 to 738 code for a protein of 237 amino acids. Gene Ontology annotation, biological process: RNA catabolic process. Lineage: Eukaryota; Viridiplantae; Streptophyta; Magnoliopsida; Malpighiales; Euphorbiaceae. Gene Ontology annotation, molecular function: RNA binding; ribonuclease T2 activity. Gene Ontology annotation, cellular component: extracellular region.
ACAAGUCAGAGCGAAAAAGGAAUCAUGGCUAAGGCAACUCUUAAAUCAGUUUAUUCCCUAGUAGUAUUUUUCUCGCUCGUCCCUUUUAUCAAUGCAGAGGAAACGAUAAACUUGGGUGCAGCUUCAGAUUUUGACUUCUUUUACUUGGCCAUGCAAUGGCCUCCGGCCACAUGCAGUGGUCAUCCUCCUGCACAAUGCAAACAGCGCAUAUCCAACUUCACAUUGCACGGCUUGUGGCCAGCAAAAAACGUAGGACCAUCUCCAACUUACUGCAACUCGGUGCCAUUUGAUAAUGGAAAGUUGACUAAAGCUGUUAUCAACGACCUCAGUACAUGUUGGCCAGAUCUUCUUAGAGGAGACAAUACAAACUUUUGGAGUCGUGAAUGGCAGAAACACGGUACUUGCUCCGGCUUAAAGUUGGCGGAUUACUUCAAGAAUUCAAUUAACUUAGUUAAAGGAAUAAAUAUCCUGAAAACACUUGACAAUGCAGGAAUCCGACCAGAUAACAAAAACUAUAGAAUUGUUGACAUAAAAAAAGCCGUCAAGAUAGCUCAAAACAAGCAGCCAUUACAACUAGAACCCUCGAUCAAGUGUAAUGUCAAUACAAAAGGAGAAAUCCAAUUGCACGAGAUUCGAUUGUGCGUCAAUAAAGCUGGAAAACAAUUCGAAAAAUUUCAACGAAGUACUGACAUCGGAUGUGGAUGUUCACAACCGAAAAUUAAAUUUCCUUCUGCAUAAUCCAAAAGUUGUCUCUGAAACACCUCCUCCAUCUCCCAAGUUUGAAAAUAAGGUCCAUUGUAAUAUUUUAUAAU